This is a messenger RNA of Pelodiscus sinensis (Chinese soft-shelled turtle), 5440 nucleotides long. Lineage: Eukaryota; Metazoa; Chordata; Testudines; Trionychidae. The record is from RefSeq and is a predicted model, not a curated record.
AUGAAAACACUCGACAAACGGCUAGAAGCUCAGCUGCUGCAAAAGGAUAAUGUGGAAAGGGCAGAUGCCCUCCACUUAUCGGUGGAAGAAUUUGUUGAGCGAUAUGAAAAGCCUUAUAAGCCUGUAGUCCUGUUGAAUGCUCAGAUGGGCUGGUCUGCCCAAGAGAAGUGGACUCUAGAACGCUUGAAGCGCAAGUACAGAAACCAGAAGUUCAAGUGUGGUGAGGACAAUGAUGGGUACUCUGUGAAGAUGAAGAUGAAAUAUUACAUAGAGUAUAUGGAGACUACACGUGAUGACAGUCCCCUCUACAUCUUUGACAGCAGCUAUGGAGAGCACCCUAAGCGCAGGAAACUCCUGGAAGACUACAAAGUACCCAAGUUUUUCACCGAUGACCUUUUCCAGUAUGCAGGAGAGAAACGUAGACCACCGUAUAGAUGGUUUGUAAUGGGCCCACCCCGAUCAGGAACAGGAAUUCAUAUUGAUCCUCUGGGCACCAGUGCUUGGAAUGCCUUAGUUCAUGGACAUAAGCGCUGGUGCCUCUUCCCUACCAGUACUCCCAGAGAGUUGAUCAAAGUGACACGGGAAGAAGGAGGGAAUCAACAAGAUGAAGCCAUCACUUGGUUCAGUAUCAUAUACCCUAGGACACAGCUCCCUACCUGGCCUCCUGAAUUUAAACCCCUGGAAAUUGUGCAGAAACCAGGCGAGACCGUCUUUGUGCCAGGUGGCUGGUGGCACGUAGUUCUCAAUCUCGAUACAACCAUUGCUAUCACACAGAACUUUGCCAGCUGUACCAACUUCCCAGUGGUAUGGCACAAGACAGUAAGAGGAAGGCCAAAAUUAUCAAGGAAGUGGUACAGGAUCCUAAAACAGGAGCAUCCUGAACUGGCAGUAUUGGCUGAUUCAGUUGAUCUACAGGAAUCAACAGGAAUCGCUUCUGAUAGUUCCAGUGAUUCCUCUAGUUCCUCUAGCUCCAGCUCCUCGGACUCUGAUUCAGAGUGUGAUUCUGGCUCUGAGACUGAAGGGAUGACGCAUAGGAGGAAAAAAAGGAGAACCUGCAGCAUGAUGGGUAAUGGUGACACUACCUCUCAAGAUGACUGUGUGAGCAAAGAACGCAGCUCCUCCAGGAUUAGGGACUCUUGCGGAAGCCGUGCUCAUCCUUGAGACAACAAGAACCAUCUAGAAGCAUCUGCCACUUGAAGCUUCAUUAACAGCCAGCUCUGUUCUACCCCAUAGCUCCUAUCUACAAAUAUGAUCUUUCUCAAGUUUUCACCAGUUCUACUUUGAUCCAAAUUCCUAUCUUCCAUCAUGUGCUGACUAAGGAUGACUCUUUGCUAACUAAUGGAGGGGGGCUCCCACGUCUGAAUUAUUGUGCAAUGCUUAGUGCACUUCUGUGCCCCCAAGUAAAUGCACUAAAUGACCUGAAAAUAACCCAGCUCUGGGCAAGGACAUGCCAUGUUUCUUACAGUUCAUGAGACUGGCAAGGAAAAGUCUGAUACCUGCUUUUAAAGAACUGUUUUAAAACCAGAAGCUACAUCCGGAAACCUACCCUGCUUUGAUACUGUCAUAUGUUUAUUUGUACUGAUAAAACUAGGAAAGGAUCUUGGUACCUUUUCUCUACACUGACAUCCAGUGAAUACGGUACUGGAAUGCUGAAAGGGAGACAGACUCUGUUAUGUAUUCUGAACACUGAAGUGAUUUCAAAUGAUGAGAAAUGACUAACUGUUGGAAGCACCUUUUGUGGUCUUAUUAAUCUAUGUACACUCGAAGCCAAAAUAGCAUAGUUACACCUUACCCAGCAAUGAUCAUACUUACUUAUGCUUAGUAUUUGCCAUGUUAAGUCUAAAAAGAUGAACUGGCACUUGGGUGUAGUACUGGAGCUUGAAGGUACAAGAGGUGUGUGGUUUGCAUACUAGAAGUCGCUGUCUAUCAAGCUACCCAUGAACCUUAGCUGUAGGGGGAAAAUAGUAAAGGAGGGGUGGGUAUUUUGUGUUAAACAUUUUAAAAUAAUAUGUGAUGCUUGGUUUCAUACAGUGGUAUUGUGCCAAGAUAAACACUCAUCCCCAAGCAGUCUACUGUGAUGGUUGAGAUUAAUUUAUCAGGACCUGUGCGUUAAAGCUUUCCCAUAACCUGCUCCUAGCCACCUUAGGGGCUGUGCUUGGGAGGGGCAGAGAAAUACCCAUUUUUCUCUGAUAUGAACACUGCACCCAAAAGCCAGCUAAUUGGGCUAUCUCUCUUUGCACCCUCCUGAGCGCUAACUGAUGAGGGAUUUACUUCAUUUCAGUCUUGCUGUUUGGGUGUGAGAACUGAAAAUAGAGGGACAUUGCACUCUCUGUCAUAAGCGGUAAUGCCUAGGCACUAAGAUUUUCAGUCUGUGGGGCGCACCCUCUCAGGGGCUACAGAAUAACAUUCAGGUGGUUGCAGUUGGGGCCUGGACCAGUCCUCACAAGGGGUGGAGGAGCACUGUGCAUCACAGCCCCCAGCUGCAGGCCUCGGUCCUCAUCUGACAGUCCAUUCCUGCCCUGCCCCACCCUUGGCCGCUUUACGCCUGUCUGUGGGUCCCCUCUCCCAAAGCUGGAGCCACAGCCUCACUGCCAGCUCUGGGUAGAGAAGAGAGGCCAUGAGGUAAAAAGUUUUGGGACCACUGCACUAAUGGCUGAAUUUGCCAGACUUAACUGAAUUAUCUGUAUGCAGUAUAUUAAAGUAGACCCCCUGAAUGCUGUUUUUAAUGUUGUCUUUUACUAUUUAUGAUCCCUCUCCCAUCUCAGGACAAGACACAAUCUGUUGUAAAAGUGAGCCCUGCCUAUCUUGGCUCAUCAGCAAUACAGACCCUCAUUCCCAAGUCUCCUUUGUGCCAGUCACUUUUAUGUAGCAGAGAAAUGGAAGUGAGUUUGUGGGUGAGGCAAGUGGUGCAUCAGUACAUCUCUAAGCAGGAAAUCAAGGGGUGCAUUUGUGGCAGUGGGAAAACAACCAUGCAGACUUUUUUCAAAACUGCUGCAGUCUUUCCUGCAGCGGACUCUACCUUAAGGCUGCUUGGAUCUAAAGGCAGUUUUGUGUCAAAACCAUCCUGCUUCCCUGGCCAAGGGGCACAUUGGCAGCUUGCCCAAAGCCUGCUGCAGGCUACCUUCAUAAAAAUGGAGCAGGCUGAAAGCUUCUCUUAGAACAAAUAGGGGGCUGUGAUGGCUACAGGCUGAGGAGGGUAUUCCCCUCCUAACAGUAUGGGAAUUACAAAGCUCUUAGGGCUGUGGUUUGGGCCAUUGCCUGAUUCAGAGGUCAUUCUCUUGAGCAGCAUGGUUACAGUAAAAUAUUAAGAUGAAGUACAGCUGUAUGAAAGAAAUCUGAUCCUGAGCCCUUGAAGUCUGACAUGGGGAAACCAACCUGCCUCCCACUGCCAAGAAAGCUUCUCCUUUUCCAGCAAUAGCACAGUCUGGUGCUCCAAAGUGCAGAGCACUUCUCCAUGCCUAUGAACAAAUAGAUCAGCAGUGUGACAAUAAAGCUGUCAAUUAAAACAAAAACAGUCUCCUUGUAUUGAAUGGUCUGUAACAGGGCUACUCAACUAUGGAAGCCCCUGGGGCCACAAUGAUACUUGCAAUACAUGCCUAGGGCCGCAACUUAAGUGUGGUUGCACACACAUGCAAAUAUAUGCAAAUACUACUUUCACACUUAUGGGCAUGAAUACAAAAAUUAAGGCAAGACUAUACAAUACACAGGCCCCAUUUAAGUCAGUUCUGCUCAUAUUAAUAAACUGCAAUAUUUAAUUGAUUUCCACCCAUAUGACAGCACUUGUAAUGACUGUCCUGGAAUUUAGCUGCUAAAAUGCAUAUCAACCCAAACUGCACCUAAACCCAACCUACACCGUGGGCCGCAUGUUGAAUAGCCCUGGUCUGUAAGGUAACAUUUGAAAAUAGGUAAUGUCAGCAACUGUAAAUGACUUCCACAAAGCCAUCCUUUGCCUCACCUGAGAAGUAUUGGCUUUGUUCAUGCAACCUGGUACAAUGGCUGGGAUUCUGAACUAGAGAUACUCAGAAAUGUUCAUCGGAACAGGCUGACUCUGCAUAUUGGGUCUGAUGAAAAUUUUGUUGGGAAGGUUCCUUAACUAUAGGAUAGAAUUUCUACUCAAAACUAGACACACAGACUCCGAAUAGCCAAGGCAUGCACCUGUGAUGCAGGAGACCUAGAGUUUAGGUCUUUGCCUAAAAAUUGGGACUUGAAACCUGAGUUUCCUGUAUCCCUGGUGUGUCCUUAAUCACAUGCCUAUAGCAGUAGGCAAUUAUCUGCUGAAUAAUUUAUGAUUUAUACAAAUUGGAACAGCUUCAACAGCAGAGAGCAAGAGAAAGGGAUUGACUAGCCUGCUGGAAUGUGAAAUGCACCUCAAUAUUUUUGGUGAAACCGAAUUCUCGUUUUCCAGCCAGCCUUACUUAGGACUGCUGGGUUGUCUUUUUAGGUCCACUGCUUCCAUGCUUUGUGACCUUAGCCAAAGAGCUAAGGUGACCUCUCCUAUGAAAGAAUGGAUAUGUACCUUGCAGGGAUGUUGUGAACUUUGGUUGAACUGAUGUUUGUAAAACACUUUGGUCCUUCUGCAAAAGGUGUUACAAAUGACUGAAUAUGGCUGAGCCCUUUUAAGCAGGUUGGACAAUGCUUUCAAAAUUAGCACUAGCUCCUCCCACUAACAAGUGCUGGGGUCACAAAGGUUCAGUGCUUCUGGGCACUUGGUCAGCGAUGACUUCAGCAGUGCCCACUUAGUGAAUUGUGCCAAAUGUAGAAGUAGAUUUCUUCGAACUCUGGGAUAAAAAGAUAUUGGUGCCUAAACUUGCUGAAUUUGGAUCCCAGAUUUGCUACUGCAUGUCAGCUUUGCUAUCCUCUCUUUCCAUUUAGUCAAUCAACAUCUGAGACCUGGGACUGUUUGUUUUGUGUUGUGGGUUUCCCUCUCCUCUCCUCCAACCCUCCCCCCCCAUUUAGCAGCUGAUGUGAAACAGUUUUAUCCCCUCUUCCCUUGCUCCAGGUUAAAGUAAGUGACUGGUGAAAUCUUGUCUGAAAUAUAGCUACAGUUCAUACUUUGCUAAUUUCUUUGAAGAUACCUGCUCCAUAUACAUAGGGCAGGGGCAGCCUGUGGCUUCCCUUCCUCCUUUCUCUGUGAUCAGAUUAAUGCCAGCUUCUCCCAACUGCUUCCUAGAAAGACGUCUUCUUGAAUCCCUAGCCAUCCUGUGGGGAUAGAUGGGUGGCACUGUGAAACCUCUGUGCUCACUGGACUUCCAGAGACAGUGCUGUGUGUUCCUCUUUGGAGGAGCAAUGGAGCCUUCUGAUUCAUUUGACAGUUACAAGCCCUAUCACUGCCACUAACUGCUUUUAUCUGUCCUCUGCCAGGCAGAGCUGUGAUGGUCUUAAUUGUUUUGUCAAGAUGACUGUUGCUUUUUAUUUUAAAUAAAAUGAUUAUUUUGCAUUA